Molecule: messenger RNA, 2205 nt
Organism: Trametes versicolor FP-101664 SS1
Lineage: Eukaryota; Fungi; Basidiomycota; Agaricomycetes; Polyporales; Polyporaceae
Exons: 3
Coding region: 64-1947 (627 amino acids)
Source: RefSeq, a predicted model, not a curated record
GCUCUUCUGCAGAGGCUCGGACAACAGUGACCAACUAUCCUGUCUUCUUCUUACUCACCAGUCAUGGCACCAGUCGAAGUUGGCAAUCCUCAGCCUGUCGAUCUAGCGCGGGCUCUCCUUGCAUCCAUGCAUCGUGAACAAGAUCUUGGACAGCUCAGUCAGAGCACACUAGAUAUUGAAGCGCUGUACUCGAUCGACCAGCUCGUAUUCGACGUCGUGAAGGUCGUCCGGGGACUCAUCAACUCACACUCCGCAGUGAACCGGCUUCCUCCCGAGCUGCUCCUGAAAAUCUUUUCGAACGUGCCUCGACGUGGACCCCUACUUCGCCCCGAUCACGAUGAAGACGAUGAAGACGAAACUUACGAUGCCAACGUCACCUUCGUGUCCGACAACAUGUGGAGAGUUCAGGAUCUGUUUCCCCUCACGGCCGUCUGUCAUAGGUGGCGCGAGCUGGCCCUAACCACACCACUGUUGUGGUCGACAUUCGUGGCGGACGAUAGUGCUGAACGUGGCAGGACCCGCCGGGCGCUGUCAUACAAAAACUAUGUCCACCGAUGUCCCCAUGGCCCUCUCUACGUCACCCUUCGUGAAAUUCGGGAUGGAAAUGCGGUGCUAAACAGGCUCGAAGAAAUGCGUGAGCGUGUGCAGGAGCUCCAUGUGGUGGGUCCCUUAGGAUACUGCUACCCCGAAUAUCACCGCUGCGCCGCCCUCGCGCUUCCACGCUUCCCCAAUCUCGAACGGUGCGCAUGGAUCAGCCAUCCUAUGGACACGAGUGCACCACACCCAUUUCAGUUUUGCGAUACACCGAAGCUCCGUACCUUAAAGCUAUUCUGUCCUCUCUUCAUUCCUCACAACAUAUAUCCAGCGCUAACGGAUCUCUCAAUCACCGGCCCGUCUCCCAAUGGUGAUGUUGGGCAACUCCUGAAGCUCCUCUCCUCCGCACCCCGAUUGCAAGCCCUGAAGGUCGAGACACUGCGCGGACCGCCCACAGGCUCUCCUAUGUUUCGUAUCGAUCUUCCACAGCUCCGCCUUUUCGAGGUUCGUCAUACCACCGACAGGAGGUACGCGGACGCCAUGGUUUUCAGGAACGCAUUGCUCUCUUCCUUGACAAUUCCCCCGUCUUGCAAAGUACAUCUCGGCUUUAUGCACCCAGCGCAUAUAGAACCCUCCAUGACGCAGUAUCCCCGCGUUCUCACCGCCACGCGGUUGAGCAUCACCGCACCGCAGCCUCAUCCCGGCUUUGAGGCGGCCACUCUCCUGUUCUCAAUCGAGAGCGGUCCCCUGAGAGUAUCCCUCCAGGCGACGCAUGGGGUAUAUAAUGAUGAUUUGGUCCCUGAUCUAGGCGCCUCCCUCUCCGCUCUGGCGUUCACCUCCAUCCGCAAGCUAUCGGUGGGAUGGGGCCUAUACCCGCUCUGUGGGCCGCGUCUCCCUUCGAACUCCCUCCUCCAUGCAUUCCCUCAUCUCGACUUGCUGCGGGUAGCCCCUGAGGCUUUCCACCACGAAGAGCAGCGGCCGUUGCAAUUCCUCUUGAACGUACUUGCCGUCCUUCGGCUCGACGCAGACGGCGAGCACACCGUCGCAGGACCGCCCGCAUGCCCAAAGCUAUCGCGGCUGUGGGUAGACUGGUCACACACUUCGGAGCUACCGCCCGUCGUAGACCCUCUCCGCGAGUUCGCAGCCCUACGCGCGGAGCAGGGAUAUCCGCUUUCUCGCGUCUUCGUCGCCGAUCGAGGGCAGGAUUACCGACCCGAUGCCGAGCCUCCGCUAGUUUUUCACUACACGGUGUACGAAUACGACGGCAGCCUCACCCGUGUCCUGAACGAGCCCGCGAAGAUCGAAUUCGUCGACGAAGGCCGCAUGAAGGCGCAGUGUGAAGCGAUAUUCGCACAGCUCUGGGAUGGGGUUGAGGCUGCAGAAGCGGGUACCGUGACGGGUGUGGUCCCUUGAUAUCGAGGGUGUGUCCUAUGGCUCUUGCGAAUAGAAUUCCCGCAUCCGUGCCGUACGUGGUUGGUACUUAGCAAAGCUCUCCUCCCGAACAACGGAUGUAAACAUACGAGCUACUUACGUUAUGGCUCAUCUCGCAGCUUUAUCUUCUGUGAUAGGCGUCAAGGGGUCUUACUACUCUCAAACCCGUACUCCGUAGUACUUACACAAAGCUCCCUCGUGCACUUAUUUCUCGCAGAGACGGUCAAUAGCAAAUCCUGC